This is a messenger RNA of Cladophialophora yegresii CBS 114405, 1308 nucleotides long. RefSeq lists its product as uncharacterized. Gene Ontology annotation, cellular component: mitochondrion. The coding region runs from base 1 to 1308 and encodes 435 amino acids. Gene Ontology annotation, molecular function: oxidoreductase activity; FAD binding. The transcript has 3 exons. Lineage: Eukaryota; Fungi; Ascomycota; Eurotiomycetes; Chaetothyriales; Herpotrichiellaceae. Gene Ontology annotation, biological process: ubiquinone biosynthetic process. The record is from RefSeq and is a predicted model, not a curated record.
AUGGCGGACUCCGAAAAGCCUUGGGUGAUCGUUGUUGGCGCGGGGCCUUCUGGUCUACUACUCGGUCUCAUGCUCGCGAAGAAAGGCGUCCGAGUUCAUGUUCUAGAGGCCGCUCCUGAGUUGGACGACUCUCCUCGUGCGGCGUACUAUGGACCACCGGCUGCCCACGCAUUACGAACCGCUGGAGCGAUCGAUGAGAUACGGUCUGAGGGUUUCGACCCAGUCACGAUGUGUUGGCGAAAGCUCGACGGCACCUAUCUUGCCGGGAUGGACAACAGUCUGAUGCACGAUGAUCCCGACCGAUUAGCAUGCCUACCACUGGCACAGCUCGAUCGAUUGCUCUACCGGAAUGCCAUCCAACAGCCAUCAUUGAAGGUAUUCUUCAACCACAAAGUGGUGGACCUCGGCCAGGAUACGGAGAAGGCGUGGGUGGACGUCGAAACGCCCGAGGGGCCGAAACGGCUUGAAGCGACCUACAUUGUUGGCUGUGACGGUGCUUCGAGCAUGGUUCGGAGAAAGUUGUAUGGGUCCGACUGGCCCGGGUAUACGUGGGAUAGACAAAUCGUGGCGACCAAUGUGGCAUAUCCCUUCGAGAAGUACGGCUACGACGACGCCAAUUUCUUCAUUCAUCCCGAACAUUGGCACAUGGUCGCGCGCCUCACCAAGAACGCAGAUGGCAGCGGUUGGUGGCGGUGCAGUUAUGGCGAAAUCGAAGGACUCUCCCGAGAAGAGUUGAUCGCCCGCUGCCCGAUGAAGUUCAAAGCCAUGUUCCCUGGGAAUCCAGAUCCUGAACAGUAUGACCUUGCCGCUAUCAGCCCUUAUAAAAUCCACCAGCGGCUAGUGGAGAGUAUGCGGGUAGGCAGGUUCCUGCUCGCUGCAGAUGCUGCACACAUCUGCAAUCCUUUUGGUGGUCUUGGACUCACGGGUGGUCUUGUUGAUGUCGAAGGGCUAUAUGAGUGUCUGCUCGGCGUAUACGAAGGCAAGGCCGACGAGAGCAUCCUCGACAAAUACUCUGAAGUUCGCCGGGAAAAAUAUCAAACCAUCGUGGAUCCGGUCUCCACGGACAAUAUCAAGCGUUUGUACACGCAGGAUCCAGAAAAGGCACUUGAAACCGACUCCUUCCUCAAACUCCUCAACGACAUAAAAGACGACCACAAAGCGCAGAUCGAGUUCAUGCGGUCGCCCAUGGCACUUAUGUACGACUUUACUCAGCAUUACAAGACCGGGGCGGCCGCAACAGGUGCUCAGGACAGCAAGAACGGUGCUACCUCACACAUUGAGCAGGUUGCAGUGGUAGGAGCCGAGUAA